CCCUAACCCAGCGCGGUCAUUUGCGGGCCUGAGCUGGUCCGUGCCGCAACCGCUGCCGCCGCUCCCUCCUGCCUCCGUGGCGGUCUCGUGGCGGUCUGGACGGAGGGCGCUCGAGUGUGCGCGCAAAGGACAAACUUUUAUUUUUUUUUUUUUUUUGGAACUUGUGUACGUCGAAGGAAUAUAGAAGAAGAAGAAGAAGGGAAAAAAAAAUUGUGUGUGAGUGUGCGUGCAUAGGACACACUAAAUUUUUUUCAUUUUUGAACGUGUGUGCGUAGAAGGAACACAGAGAGAAGAAGAAAAAAAUACAUAUCCUGGAAGUCGACGAAUAGGAUUUUUAUUUUAAACAUCGACGUUUAAAAUUCUCGUGUCUUCGAAUUCUCCAUUCGUGGCGAAUUUAUUGUUUUCCAAAUCGAUAAUUAUUUACAAUUUGGUGACCUGGUGACUCUGAUAUUUAUUUAGUAGUGAACGCGACCCGGCGACCUGUGAUAGAGAAUCUAGUGAUGAACAGAACUCGGAAGUCGACAAAACAAAACGUCCCAUUUUAAUUAACACAAUUUUAAUAUUUUAAUAACUCUUUUAAUUAACAACACAACGUGAUACGCGAGUGCAAAUAAUUAUAGUCAGUAGCGAUAAAUAACGGUAGUGUUAAUGAAUUACUAAUAUUAGUGGACUUCAUCGUUGGUGUGAACUGUAUACGAUAUAAAAAAGAAAAAAAUAAUAUUUUCCGCUGAAAUAUUUAUUAUUGUGACGAAGAUCCACGUCCCACUUUUAUACACACCGUAAAUCCCCCGAAAUAGGAACCAAAACAAAAACCCGAACCACAAGAACGAAGUGCGAGCGAACAGAUCAUCAGAGAAAAAAAAAAAAACAAAAGACGGUAAUUCAAGACAGGAAGAGAGAAGGGAGAAAAAGAAAGAGAAUAAAAAAAAAAACAAGUCACAAACACAGCCUGUAAUUCAAGUCCGCACAGACUGCUGGUUCAUAAACACUGAAAAGUCAUUAGUAUCGUCCACGAGAAGUUGUGAAUGUUGUGCUUAGCGAACCCGCGUGGAUGACGGAAAUGAGAAAAGUAAAUAAAUAAAGGGUUGAUUUAAAUAGAUAAAGGGUUAAUUGAUAAUGAGGAUAAGCCUGGACGGUCUGAGAGUGGCGGUGUGAGACUGUUUACGAAUUCCGAGAGACGAAAUAAGAAAGAGGUGAAUGAUAAGAAAGGUGAUAAGAAAUUUGAUAUAUGUGAACUCUACCUUGGCGAAGUAUCAGAGGAAGAAACAAAAAAAAAAGAAUAUUAAUAACAGAACAACGAGGACAUUUUGAGAGAGAGAAAAGAAAAAUCACAAUCAGAGAAACAAGAAUUAAAAGAUACUUAGAAAUUUAACGAAGAAAAAAAUGAAAGAUUUUUAGAUACUUAGAAAUUUAACAAAGAAAAAAAAACAAAGAUUAUUCAGAAAUUUAGAAGUUUGACGAAGGAAAAUAGGGAAGAUAUUUUAAAGAAAUAACCCAUUUUUCAUCGAGAGAUUCGCCCACUGUAAAAGCCCAGCCAUGGAGGACCAGGAAACGGAGGAGUCUACCAUGUCGCCGCUGAUGCAGGUUUACCUCAAGAUAAAAUUAGGGAAGCUUCUGGAAUCACUGAAGAACAACGGCGUCGGAGGCUCGGGCGAGGGGGGCGCAGAACCCCCGACGCCCCCCCACACCCCCCAGAGGGACGGCGCCCACUCGGCUCCCUCCGACGGGGGCGCGGGACGGCUGCAGCCCCCGCCGCAGGUCCUCGAGCCCCUCCAGCAGCAGGCGCUACAGGCGAGGGUGAGUACUGGAAGAGCGUUUAGUCGAGAUAAAGGCCCCGUGUCGGCCUCGUCCAGGGCGUCCGGGCUGUGCUAG
Penaeus vannamei (Pacific white shrimp) is the source of this 1872-nucleotide messenger RNA. The record is from RefSeq and is a predicted model, not a curated record. Lineage: Eukaryota; Metazoa; Arthropoda; Malacostraca; Decapoda; Penaeidae.